Molecule: messenger RNA, 1870 nt
Organism: Lingula anatina
Lineage: Eukaryota; Metazoa; Brachiopoda; Lingulata; Lingulida; Lingulidae
Source: RefSeq, a predicted model, not a curated record
AUUGCCUCUGUCUUAUUUUUCAUUUCAACGUCCCCGUAUCUUCACUACUAUACAGCAGCAUGAGGGCAAUAGCGGCGUCGACGUUUCUUUUCGUUGGGAUUUUCUACAAUGCAAUAUAUAAAACCCAAGGCGGUAUUUCUGUGACGACACUAAACGCCCUGGCAGACUGUACCAGUGCAAGCGACGACCUGGGGAUAGUCUGCACCGAGGGAUCGUUGUGCGCCUUCACCCCGUGGACAUUGUUCGCCCCGAGCUUUAAGACCUGCGUGUGUCUACCGGGCCUCUACCCUGUCAGGGUCCCCGACGCCGAGCUGGUGGUUUGUGCCCCAGUAACUGGAACGACGUGCACGACUGACCAGGACUGCUUACUGCAGACUGCGGACUGCUCAGGUGUGAUAGGGGCACUAAUAGGUAGCGGCUUUACGGACAGGUCACUUCUCCUCCUUCUUUCACAGGUGUCCUUAAUUAUUUGCUCGUCGACGUUUCCUUCCGAGGUAAGCAAUAACGUCACCCUGGGGGACGGCUUCCCCGUGGCCUAUUCCCUGGUCUACCAAAUGUAUCCUCUACACAGGUGCGAUGAAGUGUCCGGACAGUGUGUCCUGCCCACUACAGGUCCACAGCAGGUUCCGACCAUAGAUUUCCUCCUCUACGUGACCGGGUCCAAUUUGAUCACGGCUUCGGAGGUGUUCAACCUGAGCAUUCAACAAAUCUUUAACCAACUUGGCUUCACCGUAAGCCUCCCUUGAGACCCCGGGGACCCAGACUCCUGGUUGUCAUGACGACCACGCACAGCUUUGUAUUCGGUCUGUUCUCUAAGACUUUCAGAAUAAACAGUGCGUUGAGGGAAAGUUUUAUUUCAAAAUAGUUAAUUAAUUGAUUUAUUCAUUUAUUGCUUAACGGGACUUGGUAAUACCCUAAACACAAAUGAAGUAUGGUUUUUCUGGAAACAAAAACAAAGACUAUCGAGAUAUGACUGUGCACUCUUUGACUUUAUUUUAUUUAUUUUUUUGAUAAGUUAUUAAUUCAUCUUUUUAUUUUUUUCAUGUAUUUAUGUCGAUUUUUAUUUCUCGUCUUCUUUUGACAUUAUUUAGACACAGAACUGAUUUUGUUGCAGCUUCAUCCGAACGCGGUACAUAUAGUAAUUUAGAUUAUUAUUUAUCUUAAGAUCGUCUUUUAGACACCCACGAGAGCCUUAGUAUCACAACUGUUUUUGUCUCCAGUGUAGCAUUUUUACCUUCUGUCCUAGCUGAAAUGCGUAGUGACCAAGGCUUAGUACUCAGCUUUCAUGCAAACAUGAUAAAUAUUUUAUUCAUUCAUAUAUUUAUCUAUUUAUUUGCAUUUUGUGUUGCUCUGCGUCUGUAUUCAUUUUUCACGAUUAUUGCACACCACGUGCGUACGCUUAAUGACGCUGUAUAGUAAUAAUAUAUCUUGAGAAAAUAGAAAUGCUUUUAAGAUUGUGUGUAAGUACAACAUGUGCAUUUCCGCUGAAUUUUACAUUUUCUGCUGACAGUAUUAACGUGUAAGGUAAAGGGGGGUUAAGAAAAUACCAUUUUACGACUUUACAAGGAAGUCUACAACAUAUCAUUAAAGGGAUUAAGUGAAAACAGCGCAUUACAUAUGCUUUUUUACUGCACUGAAACUAAUUUCGAUUAUAUUUUCACACAUGAACACAGGAGGAAAUCAUUUUUAAUGUCAGCACGUUUUACCAAGUUCACCUAAGAUUGUGGUCACUGUGUGGUCUGAAAGAUAGAUCUUUAACUAUAUCUCGGGUAGGUGUAUUAUUAUGCCAUUUGCCUUACUUUUCGAUAAGUAUAAUAAUGGACUACAAAUACUUGCGAGUCAUACUUGUCAGGGUACUUGUGGUACUUGU